This is a messenger RNA of Danaus chrysippus (African queen), 612 nucleotides long. The record is from the annotation of a GenBank genome assembly. Lineage: Eukaryota; Metazoa; Arthropoda; Insecta; Lepidoptera; Nymphalidae.
AUGAAGUGCAUUAUCUUGACGAUUGCCUGCUUUGCAGUCUUAGUUAAGUCCCAUCAUCUUGGCUUUAGAAGAUUAGGAAAUCACUUUGGAGGAGCCCUGGGUUCAGAUUAUAAUACGAAUCUUGGAUCUGACCUUGCACGAGGAUUUGAUAGUGAUGCUUCCGCUGUAGCUAAUGCGGAGGCAGUAGCAACCGGUGGUGGAACGGCAACAGCAAACGCAAACGCGGUAGCAAGGGGUUCAGGCAAUGCCAAUGCUGUAGCCAAAGCUGUUGCAAAUUCUAGAGUAGGAGGACUUAGACCACGGACACAAGAUGCAAGUAGAUACGAAAAAGGCUCUAGCGUUGGUGAAAAUCAGUAUGACAGUGGUGCGAGUGGCGCAGAAAGUCAAGGUUUCCAUAAUAAACGCCAACAAGAUUAUCACGAUCGUACACGUCAUCAUAGCAGCGUCACUAAAAUCGAGCAUUCUGAAACCAGUGACGAGCACGACGUCGGCGGCAGUGAGUCCUAUGAUGUAGGCGCUCAUCAAGCGAGUGGGUUUAAUAAACAUGAUAAUGGAGCCAGUAGAUUUAUGAAUGACAUGGAAAAGGCCACACAAGUGGAAGCCACGUUAUAA